GGAAGUCAGACUAUGGGGCGGUGCGGCAGCGCGAAGCCUGCAGUCCUAAAGGCGGGGUCGCUCCAGGCUUCCGAGGGGGUGUGUCUCCCGCCUCUUUAACCUGGCAGGGGCGGUUCAAGUGGCCGGGGAAAUCGGCGAAUUGCAGGGUCAAGGGCUGGUGCUUUGAAAGAGAGGCGGAGGGGAGAGAGGGAUUUUCCCGUCCCCGCUGCGCUCCGUCCUCCAUUACUCGUUUUCUCCGCCCGCGGCCCGAACCCGUUGUGCGGUAGAGGCAGCCGGGUCCCUUUAAGGCCCAGCUGCGCUCCGUCCUCCAUUACUCCUUUUCUCCGCCCGCGGCCCGAACCCGUUGUGCGGUAGAGGCAGCCGGGUCCCUUUAAGGCCCAGCUGCGCCUGUGCCUUGGGCUCUCCUGACACGGCCCAUCCGGACCCUGAGGAGCCAGCGGGCCGCAAGCAAGUUGCUGGGCGGCGGUUGAGAUAGCGGCGGUGCUGGGAGGGGUAGGUGAGGGUCGCGAGGCUGCCUGAGCUUCUGAGUGAGCCUGGUGAUUUUGGGAACGCGGGACGGGCGACCUGCGGCGCCAGGAGCGGGGCCGAGGUACGGCGGCACGGCUGCAGCCUGGAUGGGAAGUUCAAGUUUACUGCGAAGUCCACCCAGCGUUCCGGAGGUGAGGGCGCCGCGCCAGGCCGGGCGGCAGGCAUUCUGAAGGCAAAUCCUGUUUAGACCCAGGCAAAGGUUCCUGGUGACCCAGGCUCUCAUGAGCAGAUUGUCCCUUAUCAUUCUCCUGAGGAUGUCUGGAGCUUCAGUGCUGUGUGCUCUUGGCCUCCACACUGGGGGUGCCACCAACUCCCACUGUCCAGGGCUUCUGGUGGACUCUCCGAGGCACCGAUGUAGAAACUUACCCAUUCAGUGCACCAAGAGCAGCCUCACAUGGUGUGGGCCGACAUGAAGAGCUGCCAGAUCCAACAGUUCUCAGAAUUCUUCAUAUAUUUUGGACAGCAGUUUUUCCAUCAGAUUAUUUUAAAUGUGAUUGAUAACAGUAAAGCCACACUCCUCAAGUGCCUGAAAUACCCCUCAUUGUCUUCUUCAGGUGGCAAGGGCUCUGGAACAGCCACAUAAAGCCCUUGAAGAUAAGGAUGGUCAAACAAAAUAAUAUCAUACCUGGAGAAACUCAGAUCUUGCUAAGAUUUACUGGUUGGGAAUCCAAAGUUAAUGCCAAGAAGCAGCUGCCAGUUGGGAUCAAAUGUGAGCCUAUGGAUCAAGACGGUUACCUGGCACGCUGGCCACAAUCUACCUCACUCUUAUCAGAGUCUGAGCAGUGCUUUCAGCUCUGAGUUGAGGCACCUCGAACCUUGUUUUUGUGGUGAAGGAUCCUAAAGUGCUGUGGGGAGUGAUCACAUUUUUCACAACAUCCCUGACUCCACCUCUUCUGCCACAAACGUCAGCAUGGUGGUAUCAGCCGGCCCUUGGUCCAGCGAGAAGGCAGAGAUGAACAUUCUAGAAAUCAACGAGAAAUUGCGCCCCCAGUUGGCAGAGAACAAACAGCAGUUCAGAAACCUCAAAGAGAGAUGUUUUCUAACUCAACUGGCCGGCUUCCUGGCCAACCGACAGAAGAAAUACAAGUAUGAAGAGUGUAAAGACCUCAUAAAAUUUAUGCUGAGGAAUGAGCGACAGUUCAAGGAGGAGAAGCUUGCAGAGCAGCUGAAACAAGCUGAGGAGCUCAGGCAAUAUAAAGUCCUGGUUCACUCUCAGGAACGAGAGCUGACCCAGUUAAGGGAGAAGUUACGGGAAGGGAGAGAUGCCUCCCGCUCAUUGAAUGAGCAUCUCCAGGCCCUCCUCACUCCGGAUGAGCCGGACAAGUCCCAGGGGCAGGACCUCCAAGAACAGCUGGCUGAGGGGUGUAGACUGGCACAGCAACUUGUCCAAAAGCUCAGCCCAGAAAAUGAUGAAGAUGAGGAUGAAGAUGUUCAAGUUGAGGAGGAUGAGAAAGUACUGGAAUCAUCUGCCCCCAGGGAGGUGCAGAAGGCUGAAGAGAGCAAAGUCCCUGAGGACUCACUGGAGGAAUGUGCCAUCACUUGUUCAAAUAGCCACGGCCCUUGUGACUCCAUCCAGCCUCACAAGAACAUCAAAAUCACAUUUGAGGAAGACAAAGUCAACUCAACUGUGGUUGUAGACAGAAAAUCCUCUCAUGAUGAAUGUCAGGAUGCUCUAAACAUUCUCCCAGUCCCUGGCCCCACCUCUUCUGCCACAAACGUCAGCAUGGUGGUAUCAGCCGGCCCUUUGUCCAGCGAGAAGGCAGAGAUGAACAUUCUAGAAAUCAAUGAGAAGUUGCGCCCCCAGCUGGCAGAGAAGAAACAGCAGUUCAGAAGCCUCAAAGAGAAAUGUUUUGUAACUCAACUGGCCGGCUUCCUGGCCAAGCAGCAGAACAAAUACAAAUAUGAAGAGUGCAAAGACCUCAUAAAAUCUAUGCUGAGGAAUGAGCUACAGUUCAAGGAGGAGAAGCUUGCAGAGCAGCUGAAGCAAGCUGAGGAGCUCAGGCAAUAUAAAGUCCUGGUUCACUCUCAGGAACGAGAGCUGACCCAGUUAAGGGAGAAGUUACGGGAAGGGAGAGAUGCCUCCCGCUCAUUGAAUGAGCAUCUCCAGGCCCUCCUCACUCCGGAUGAGCCGGACAAGUCCCAGGGGCAGGACCUCCAAGAACAGCUGGCUGAGGGGUGUAGACUGGCACAGCACCUUGUCCAAAAGCUCAGCCCAGAAAAUGAUGAAGAUGAGGAUGAAGAUGUUCAAGUUGAGGAGGAUGAGAAAGUGCUGGAAUCAUCUUCCCCCAGGGAGAUGCAGAAGGCUGAAGAAAGCAAAGUCCCUGAGGACUCACUGGAGGAAUGUGCCAUCACUUGUUCAAAUAGCCACGGCCCUUGUGACUCCAACCAGCCUCACAAGAACAUCAAAAUCACAUUUGAGGAAGACAAAGUCAACUCAUCUCUGGUUGUAGACAGAGAAUCCUCUCAUGAUGAAUGUCAGGAUGCUCUAAACAUUCUCCCAGUCCCUGGCCCCACCUCUUCUGCCACAAACGUCAGCAUGGUGGUAUCAGCCGGCCCUUUGUCCAGCGAGAAGGCAGAGAUGAACAUUCUAGAAAUCAAUGAGAAGUUGCGCCCCCAGCUGGCAGAGAAGAAACAGCAGUUCAGAAGCCUCAAAGAGAAAUGUUUUGUAACUCAAGUGGCCUGCUUCCUGGCCAAGCAGCAGAACAAAUACAAAUAUGAAGAGUGCAAAGACCUCCUAAAAUCUAUGCUGAGGAAUGAGCUACAGUUCAAGGAGGAGAAGCUUGCAGAGCAGCUGAAGCAAGCUGAGGAGCUCAGGCAAUAUAAAGUCCUGGUUCACUCUCAGGAACGAGAGCUGACCCAGUUAAGGGAGAAGUUACGGGAAGGGAGAGAUGCCUCCCGCUCAUUGAAUGAGCAUCUCCAGGCCCUCCUCACUCCGGAUGAGCCGGACAAGUCCCAGGGGCAGGACCUCCAAGAACAGCUGGCUGAGGGGUGUAGACUGGCACAACACCUUGUCCAAAAGCUCAGCCCAGAAAAUGAUAACGAUGACGAUGAAGAUGUUCAAGUUGAGGUGGCUGAGAAAGUGCAGAAAUCGUCUUCCCCCAGGGAGAUGCAGAAGGCUGAAGAAAAGGAAGUCCCUGAGGACUCACUGGAGGAGUGUGCCAUCACUUGUUCAAAUAGCCAUGGCCCUUAUGACUCCAACCAGCCACAUAGGAAAACCAAAAUCACAUUUGAGGAAGACAAAGUCGACUCAACUCUCAUUGGCUCAUCCUCUCAUGUUGAAUGGGAGGAUGCUGUACACAUUAUCCCAGAAAAUGAAAGUGAUGAUGAGGAAGAGGAAGAAAAAGGGCCAGUGUCUCCCAGGAAUCUGCAGGAGUCUGAAGAGGAGGAAGUCCCCCAGGAGUCCUGGGAUGAAGGUUAUUCGACUCUCUCAAUUCCUCCUGAAAGGUUGGCCUCAUACCAGUCUUACAGCAGCACAUUUCACUCAUUAGAGGAACAGCAAGUCUGCAUGGCUGUUGACAUAGGCAGACAUCGGUGGGAUCAAGUGAAAAAGGAGGACCAAGAGGCAACAGGUCCCAGGCUCAGCAGGGAGCUGCUGGCUGAGAAAGAGCCUGAAGUCUUGCAGGACUCACUGGAUAGAUGUUAUUCAACUCCUUCAGUUUAUCUUGGACUGACUGACUCAUGCCAGCCCUACAGAAGUGCCUUUUACGUAUUGGAGCAACAGCGUGUUGGCUUGGCUGUUGACAUGGAUGAAAUUGAAAAGUACCAAGAAGUGGAAGAAGACCAAGACCCAUCAUGCCCCAGGCUCAGCAGGGAGCUGCUGGCUGAGAAAGAGCCUGAAGUCUUGCAGGACUCACUGGAUAGAUGUUAUUCGACUCCUUCAGGUUAUCUUGAACUGCCUGACUUAGGCCAGCCCUACAGAAGUGCUGUUUACUCAUUGGAGGAACAGUACCUUGGCUUGGCUCUUGACGUGGACAGAAUUAAAAAGGACCAAGAAGAGGAAGAAGACCAAGGCCCACCAUGCCCCAGGCUCAGCAGGGAGCUGCUGGAGGUAGUAGAGCCUGAAGUCUUGCAGGACUCACUGGAUAGAUGUUAUUCAACUCCUUCCAGUUGUCUUGAACAGCCUGACUCCUGCCAGCCCUACAGAAGUUCCUUUUAUGCAUUGGAGGAAAAACAUGUUGGCUUUUCUCUUGACGUGGGAGAAAUUGAAAAGAAGGGGAAGGGGAAGAAAAGAAGGGGAAGAAGAUCAAAGAAGAAAAGAAGAAGGGGAAGAAAAGAAGGGGAAGAAGAUCAAAACCCACCAUGCCCCAGGCUCAGCAGGGAGCUGCUGGCUGAGAAAGAGCCUGAAGUCUUGCAGGACUCACUGGAUAGAUGGUAUUCGACUCCUUCAGUUUAUCUUGGACUGACUGACCCAUGCCAGCCCUACAGAAGUGCCUUUUACGUAUUGGAGCAACAGCGUGUUGGCUUGGCUGUUGACAUGGAUGAAAUUGAAAAGUACCAAGAAGUGGAAGAAGACCAAGACCCAUCAUGCCCCAGGCUCAGCAGGGAGCUGCUGGCUGAGAAAGAGCCUGAAGUCUUGCAGGACUCACUGGAUAGAUGUUAUUCGACUCCUUCAGGUUAUCUUGAACUGCCUGACUUAGGCCAGCCCUACAGAAGUGCUGUUUACUCAUUGGAGGAACAGUACCUUGGCUUGGCUCUUGACGUGGACAGAAUUAAAAAGGACCAAGAAGAGGAAGAAGACCAAGGCCCACCAUGCCCCAGGCUCAGCAGGGAGCUGCUGGAGGUAGUAGAGCCUGAAGUCUUGCAGGACUCACUGGAUAGAUGUUAUUCAACUCCUUCCAGUUGUCUUGAACAGCCUGACUCCUGCCAGCCCUACAGAAGUUCCUUUUAUGCAUUGGAGGAAAAACAUGUUGGCUUUUCUCUUGACGUGGGAGAAAUUGAAAAGAAGGGGAAGGGGAAGAAAAGAAGGGGAAGAAGAUCAAAGAAGAAAAGAAGAAGGGGAAGAAAAGAAGGGGAAGAAGAUCAAAACCCACCAUGCCCCAGGCUCAACAGCGUGCUGAUGGAAGUGGAAGAGCCUGAAGUCUUGCAGGACUCACUGGAUAGAUGUUAUUCGACUCCAUCAAUGUACUUUGAACUACCUGACUCAUUCCAGCACUACAGAAGUGUGUUUUACUCAUUUGAGGAACAGCACAUCACCUUUGCCCUUGACAUGGACAAUAGCUUUUUUACUUUGACGGUGACAAGUCUCCACCUGGUCUUCCAGAUGGGAGUCAUAUUCCCACAAUAAGCAGCCCUUACUAAGCCGAGAGGUUUCAUUCCUGCAGGCAGGACCUAUAGGCACCUGAAGAUUUGAAUGAAACUAUAGUUCCAUUUGGAAGCCCAGACAUAGGAUGGGUCAGUGGGCAUGGCUCUAUUCCUAUUCUCAGAGCAUGCCAGUGGCAACCUGUGCUCAGUCUGAAGACAAUGGACCCACGUUAGGUGUGACACGUUCACAUAACUGUGCAGCACAUGCCGGGAGUGAUCAGCCGGACAUUUUAAUUUGAACCAUGUAUCUCUGGGUAGCUACAAAAUUCCUCAGGGAUUUCAUUUUGCAGGCAUGUCUCUGAGCUUCUAUACCUACUCAAGGUCAGUGUCAUCUUUGUGUUUAGUUCAUCCAAAGGUGUUACCCUGGUUUCAAUGAACCUAACCUCAUUAUUUGUGUCUUCAGUGUUGGCUUGUUUUAGCUGAUCCAUCUGUAACACAGGAGGGAUCCUUGGCUGAGGAUUGUAUUUCAGAACCACCAACUGCUCUUGACAAUUGUUAACCCACUAGGCUCCUUUGGUUAGAGAAGCCACAGUCCUUCAGCCUCCAAUUGGUGUCAGUACUUAGGAAGACCACAGCUAGAUGGACAAACAGCAUUGGGAGGCCUUAGCCCUGCUCCUCUCAAUUCCAUCCUGUAGAGAACAGGAGUCAGGAGCCGCUGGCAGGAGACAGCAUGUCACCCAGGACUCUGCCGGUGCAGAAUAUGAGCAAUGCCAUGUUCUUGCAGAAAACGCUUAGCCUGAGUUUCAUAGGAGGUAAUCACCAGACAACUGCAGAAUGUAGAACACUGAGCAGGACAACUGACCUGUCUCCUUCACAUAGUCCAUAUCACCACAAAUCACACAACAAAAAGGAGAAGAGAUAUUUUGGGUUGAAAAAAAGUAAAAAGAUAAUGUAGCUGCAUUUCUUUAGUUAUUUUGAACCCCAAAUAUUUCCUCAUCUUUUUGUUGUUGUCAUUGAUGGUGGUGACAUGGACUUGUUUAUAGAGGACAGGUCAGCUCUCUGGCUCAAUGAUCUACAUUCUGAAGUUGUCUGAAAAUGUCUUCAUGAUUAAAUUCAGCCUAAACUUUUUGCUGGGAACACUGCAGAGACAAUGCUGUGAGUUUCCAACCUCAGCCCAUCUGCGGGCAGAGAAGGUCUAGUUUGUCCAUCACCAUUAUGAUAUCAGGACUGGUUACUUGGUUAAGGAGGGGUCUAGGAGAUCUGUCCCUUUUAGAGACACCUUACUUAUAAUGAAGUACUUGGGAAAGCGGUUUUCAAGAGUAUAAAUAUCCUGUAUUCUAAUGAUCAUCCUCUAAACAUUUUAUCAUUUAUUAAUCCUCCCUGCCUGUGUCUAUUAUUAUAUACAUAUCUCUACGCUGCAAAUUUUGGGUCUCAAUUUUUACUGUGCCUUUGUUUUUACUAGUGUCUGCUGUUGCAAAAAGAAGAAAACAUUCUCUGCCUGAGUUUUAAUUUUUGUCCAAAGUUAAUUUUAAUCUAUACAAUUAAAACCUUUUGCCUAUCACUCUGGACUUUUGGAUUGUUUUUUACAUUCAGUGUUAUAAUAUUUGAUUAUGCUGAUUGGUUUUGGUGGGUACUGAUGUGAAUUAAUAAAAACAUUUCAUUUCCA
Molecule: messenger RNA, 7435 nt
Organism: Homo sapiens (human)
Lineage: Eukaryota; Metazoa; Chordata; Mammalia; Primates; Hominidae
Gene: NBPF12
Product: NBPF member 12
Exons: 37
Coding region: 1439-5812 (1457 amino acids)
Cellular component (GO): cytoplasm
Source: RefSeq, marked validated